UAUAUAUAUAUACCUGAUCGAUCAUUCUAAUAACCGUGCUUCAAUUCCAUCCACCAGUUCUAACCAUUUUCUUCCGGCCAGUUCCAAUCUUGAUUCUCAGUUUUUGAGGUGGAGAGAUGAGUUCUACUUCUUCAAUGGCAUCUUACAAAAGGCUAGAGGGGAAGGUGGCAAUUAUCACUGGGGGUGCAAGCGGGAUAGGAGCAAGCGCCGUGCGCAUAUUCCACGACCAAGGCGCCAAAGUUGUCAUAGCCGACAUCCAAGACGACCUCGGCGAAGCCAUUGCCAAGAACCUAGGCGACGAUGUCUGCUACAUCCACUGCGACGUAUCAAAGGAAGACGACGUCAGCGAUCUCGUGGACGCAACCAUUGCCAAACACGGAAAGCUCGACAUCAUGUACAACAACGCCGGCGUCCUAGACCGCCCAUUUGGGAGCAUUCUGGACACCACAAAGGCAGACCUGGACAAAUGCAUUGGCGUUAACUUGGUCGGAGCUUUCUUAGGAGCCAAGCACGCUGCUAGAGUCAUGGUGCCCCAACGCAAGGGUGUCAUACUGUUCACUGCCAGCGCUUGUACAGCAAUAGGAGGGCUUUCAACUCACUCUUAUGCCGCGUCCAAAUACGCUAUAUGGGGCCUGGCCCGGAACCUGGCGUCGGAGCUUGGGCAGUACGGCAUAAGAGUGAACUGUGUUUCGCCUUUUGCAGUGCCGACCGGCAUGACUACUGCGAAGGGAAUACAUGAAGAUGAUAUUGCGCAAAUGGAAGUUGCGAUGAGCGGGAUGGGGAACCUCAAGGGGGAAGUACUUAAGGCGGAGGGCAUUGCGCGGGCUGCGCUCUUCCUGGCUAGCGACGAAGCCAAUUUUGUGAGUGGGCUCAACCUUGUGGUCGACGGUUGAUUCAGUAUCGUCAAUCCUACCAUGUUGAUGGCAAUAAUGCCUCAUCAAAUUACUCCAUAAAACUAUUGCUCGAGUGACGUACGUUUUUUUUUUUUUUUUUUUUUUCCUUUUUCCGGGAUAUAUUUGUGGCAAUUUUUUAGCGGCAACACCAAAGUCGCUCAUAAGGAUCACUCAUUAACAGCGACCUCUAAAUAUCGCCGCUAAUGAGAUAUUUUUAGCUGCAACUUUAAAGCCGUCACUAAAAAGUUCGCCGCUAAUAUGCAAAUUUCUUGUAGUGUGUGAGCAUCGAGAGAUUUGUCAUACUAAGCAGUCAGGUAAUGGGGUUGCACAUUUGCUUGCUAAACAAGAUGUUUUUCUUGAUUCUGAUAGGAUUUGGUUUGAUUGUUUUCCAAAGUGUAUUCGAAAAAUUGUUGCAUCAGAGCUUUCCCCUCUGGUUAUAUAAAGCUUUAUGCUUUUGUUUGUUUCAUAA
This is a messenger RNA of Alnus glutinosa, 1362 nucleotides long. Its product is annotated as tropinone reductase-like 2. Lineage: Eukaryota; Viridiplantae; Streptophyta; Magnoliopsida; Fagales; Betulaceae. The record is from RefSeq and is a predicted model, not a curated record. The transcript is spliced from 2 exons. Gene Ontology annotation, molecular function: oxidoreductase activity. The coding region runs from base 117 to 893 and encodes 258 amino acids.